This is a messenger RNA of Melitaea cinxia (Glanville fritillary), 1133 nucleotides long. RefSeq names its product carbonic anhydrase 2-like. Bases 1 to 972 code for a protein of 323 amino acids. Gene Ontology annotation, molecular function: carbonate dehydratase activity; zinc ion binding. NCBI's taxonomy places the organism in Eukaryota, Metazoa, Arthropoda, Insecta, Lepidoptera, Nymphalidae. Gene Ontology annotation, cellular component: cytoplasm. The transcript has 6 exons. The record is from RefSeq and is a predicted model, not a curated record.
AUGGAAACAAACGACAAGGAAGAAGAACAGGCUCCAGAAGAAAUAGACAAAGCACCACCUUUUGGUAGCAUAGAAUGGAUAUAUUAUUGGAGUGAAUUUGAAGGUAGCUUACCAACUCCAAUCGAUGUCUCCAUCACGGGGUCUUUGAAAUAUUGGUGCCCUGAUCUUGAGUGGUACAAUUUUGAUGUAUAUCCCCAUAAAGUUAAGAUUACAAAUACUGGAUAUACAGUACUGCUUGGCGCAAAAUGGCGAGCUGAGAGACCUUAUUUACUUGGAGGACCUUUUUCAGAGAAGCAUGUGUUUUCCCAAGUACAUUUUCAUUGGGGAUCUAAUAUGAUGGAAGGAAGUGAACAUACAGUUGAUAAAAGAAUUUAUCCGGCAGAAAUGCAGGUGACUUUCUUUAAGUCAGAAUAUAUGACUCAACAAGAUGCUCUACGCCAUCCCGACGGAGUUGUAAUCAUCUGUUAUCUUAUAAAGUAUGGUGUUAAUUCGGAUGAACGACUGCAAUGGGUUGUGGAGGGUUUCACGAGGAUACAAGAAGCUCAAACAAGCACACGUAUUGGUCCGUAUCCUUUGUCGCGUCUCUUUCCAAUGUUCUUUGAGGAUUAUUUUCUCUACUGGGGAAGUUUAAAUACAGUGAAAGGGGAAAAUUUUACUGUGAGGUGGUUAGUUCCACGAGCUACACUGUAUGCAUCAUUUGAACAGAUGAAAGAAUUUCGAAAGCUUUGGAAUCCUUGGGAUGAGCCAAAUUUACGCAAUUUCAGACCACUACAAGAGCGACACGAUCGUCACAUAUUUUUUAUCAGCCCACAUUGGAGUCAGUACAAUUCUUUGUUGCCAAUACCCAGAGUCCCAGAACCUUCUAUUGCUAUUUUGUCACCAGCGUAUAAGACACGACCUUGGUUAUUGCCUCCUCAAAACGCUGAUUUGCUUCCACAAGAAAAUGAAAAUGGAGAAGAUAAAAUUAUUUAAAAAAAAUUAAAAAAUUUUUGCUGCUUAUUUUUUACAAGAAAUAUUAUGACAAGAAUUUUUCGAAGAUUUCUCCUAGGUACGAAAUGUUUUAGUUAAGUGUGAUUCACGAAAGCUGAACCAUAAUUAAUUUUUUAGUUAGGUCUCUCAAACUUUUUGAUUCA